GGCACACAGAAGUUGGGAGUAGAAAGCAUGGAAAAGCUAAGUGGGUGAAGCAAGCGGAAUUCUCCACCCUCCGCCUUUUCUGACAUUUCUCGUAAAUAUUACAGUUAAGAAGAGCCUUGUUUUUUGUUGGUUUAGACUGGACUCGCUGGGUAGUCCGUCUAUGCAGGAGCGCCGAUCCGGCAGUUUUCUAAACAACUUUGUGCGCGGUGUUGAGCUCCGAGCAACGGUGGAGCUGUUGCCACUCGCCGCUUGUAGACGGAUCUCUAUCCGGUUUUCGCGCUACUGUCCACACUGCCUGGACCUUGUGUGACUCAACGUCCAAGAUUUGCAAAUACUCCAUAAUCCAUCUUGGUAACUAGAAUUUGGUAAUCCUUGGAAAAUAUCAAAUUGGGCGACAUUACAGAAAUCUAAUUGUUUUAAGGAAAACUGUAGGCUAUAUUUCAUUUUUUGAUAUUCUUCAGCUGUUACUUUUGCACCGACAGUGGAUUUGGAUUGUUAAAAUAUAAAACAGUGUAGAACGACACUGUCCACGAUGAGCAAAGCCACCUGUUCAACAAGUGGGUGUUUGGAUAUUCUGAAUGUUAAAUCAAGUCGUAUCUUGGAUAUCCCGUGUAAAGUGUGUGGGGACCGGAGCUCUGGGAAACACUAUGGCGUGUAUGCGUGUGACGGCUGCUCUGGCUUCUUCAAGAGGAGCAUCCGCAGAAACAGAACAUACGUCUGUAAAUCAGGCUGUCAGGGAGGAUGCCCCGUGGACAAAACGCACAGAAACCAAUGCCGAGCGUGCCGCUUGAAAAAGUGUCUCGAAGUGAACAUGAAUAAAGAUGCCGUUCAGCACGAGAGGGGUCCCAGGACGUCCACCAUACGCAAGCAGGUCGCCCUAUAUUUCCGGGGGCACAAAGAGGUGAACGGUUCAUCGACCCACUUUCCGGGCUCGAGCCUACCGGGGCCGCCUUUGUUCACUACGGUCACACAACUGGAGCCACAUAACUUGGAGAUGAGCACAGUAGCCUGCACGCCGGAGAGGCAGGCCAUCGUGGGACUGGCCCAGCCCACCCCGAAGUACCCUCACGAGGUCGGCGGCACGCCCAUGUAUCUCUAUGAGGUUGCUACUGAGUCGGUGUGUGAGUCAGCCGCGCGCCUGCUGUUCAUGAGCAUCAAGUGGGCCAAGAGCGUGCCCGCCUUCUCCACGCUCCCCUUACCUGACCAGCUGAUCCUCCUGGAGGAAGCCUGGAGAGAACUGUUUGUUCUGGGCAUAGCGCAGUGGGCCAUUCCGGUGGACUCCAACACCCUGCUCGCUGUUUCCGGUAUGAAUACAGACAACACAGAGUCCCAGCGGAUGAAUAAAAUAAUCUCCGAAAUACAAACCCUGCAAGAGGUCGUUACCUGGUUCAGACAGCUGCGCCUGGACGCAACUGAGUUCGCCUGUUUGAAGUGCAUCGUCACGUUUAAAGCUGCAGUGCCAACGCAUGACGGGUCGGAGUUGAGGAGUUUCCGCAACGCCAGUGCCAUUGCUGCACUCCAGGAUGAGGCACAGCUCACCCUAAACAGUUACAUACACACCAGAUAUCCAACUCAGCCCUGCCGCUUUGGGAAGCUGCUCCUACUUCUACCAGCUCUGCGGUCAGUCAGCCCAUCCACCAUAGAAGAAGUAUUUUUCAAGAAGACCAUCGGGAAUGUGCCCAUCACAAGGCUCCUCUCUGACAUGUACAAAUCAAGCGAUAUAUGAGUUUAUUUCCGCCAUAUCAACAUUACGCUCACUAGCCAAGAGUGUCUGUUAAGGCUCAUAGACACAAACAUUCUAAUGAGCACGUGACAAAUUGAACUUGAAGAACAUAAAAACCUUGAUUUGACCUAUCUUUGGGUUAGGCUUACGUUUUGAGGAUGUAUACUGAACAGAAAUAUAAACAGAACAUGUAAAGCAUUGGUCCCAUGUUUCAUGAGCUGAAAUAAAAGACCGCAGAUUUUUUCCUUACGCUCAAAAAGCUUAUUUCUCUCAAAUUUGGUGCACAAUUUUUUUUAUAUCCCUGUCUGAGCGUUUCUCCUUUGCCAAAUUAAUCCACCCACAUGAAUGGUGUGGCAUAUCAAGAAGCUGAUUAAACAGCAUGUUCAUUACGCAGCUGCACAUUGUGUUGGGAACAACAACAAAAAAACAUUCUAAAAUGUGCAGUUUUGUCACUUAACACAAUGCCACAGAUGUCUCAAGU
Molecule: messenger RNA, 2204 nt
Organism: Oncorhynchus tshawytscha (Chinook salmon)
Lineage: Eukaryota; Metazoa; Chordata; Actinopteri; Salmoniformes; Salmonidae
Product: nuclear receptor subfamily 2 group E member 1-like
Exons: 9
Coding region: 533-1726 (397 amino acids)
Biological process (GO): anatomical structure development; negative regulation of transcription by RNA polymerase II; cell differentiation
Molecular function (GO): RNA polymerase II cis-regulatory region sequence-specific DNA binding; zinc ion binding; nuclear receptor activity
Source: RefSeq, a predicted model, not a curated record